Drosophila ananassae is the source of this 1177-nucleotide messenger RNA. It is a transcript of the gene Gr89a, whose product is annotated as putative gustatory receptor 89a. Gene Ontology annotation, cellular component: membrane. Lineage: Eukaryota; Metazoa; Arthropoda; Insecta; Diptera; Drosophilidae. The record is from RefSeq and is a predicted model, not a curated record. The transcript has 2 exons. Bases 1 to 1134 code for a protein of 377 amino acids. Gene Ontology annotation, biological process: sensory perception of taste.
AUGGCAAUGGUAGCUGGUAGCUCCUCCGUGAGCUCAGUUUGCCACAAAAUGGUGCAACUGCCGCAUGUCUGCGGUCUGUGUCUGCUGUUUCGGGUUUGGCAGCUGCUGGCCUUGGCUCCCUUUAAAUUUUCAUCCCGAAAUGGAGCAAAAUGCCAUCGUUGGAUGACCUUGAGUGCGGUUUUCCGGUGGCUGCUCCUCACGGCCGUGGCACCUUUAAUCCUGUGGCAGAGUGCCUCUCUGUACGAUGCCACCAAUGUCCGGCACUCGGAUAUAUUCAAGGACAUCGCUCUGGGCACCAUGGCCGGCGAUGUCGGCGUAUCCCUGGCCCUCCUGGGACUUAAUAUCUGGAAUCGCAGGAAGUUGGUUGACUUGAUGAAUGGGUUGAGUCGCCUACACCGUCACCGAAAACUGAGCUGGUGGGGCACCUCGCUGCUAUGGAUUAAGAUUCUUCUGAGCCUGUACGAACUCCUCUGCAAUGUUCCCUUUCUCCAAAGAGCUGGAGGACACCUGCCAUGGUCGCAGCUCCUCGCUUAUGGAGUCCAACUCUACGUCCAGCACGUGAGCAGUGUCUUUGCAAAUGGAGUCUUCGGUGGCCUGUUACUCCUCCUCGCCAGCUUGAAUCAAUUGGAAGGGGAAAAUCUUGGUGUAGCUCAACUACUGGAGGAGGAGAAAAACCAUCUCAGAUUGGCCCAGAAGUUCAUCAAAACUUCGGAGUGGGGCAUCUUUCUUCUUGUAAUUGGAAACUUUGUCAACAUUCUGGCCAACAUGUACGCCUACAUGUCCUACUUUGUGCAGGAGCACGGCGUUCCCCUGACCAUUUCGAAUUACUGUCUAAUUGUGACGGUGCAAUUGUACGCCCUCGUUUUGGCCGCCCACCUCUGCCAGGUGCGGCACAACCGCCUCCAGCAGCGCUGUCUGCAGCAGGGAUACCUUCCGGAGGAACUAACUCCGGAUCAGGCCAAGAAUCUCACACCAUUUCCCCUGGUAUCGCCGGCGGGCCAUCUCAAGUUCGGUGUUCUCGGACUGUUCACGUUGGAUAACUCUUUUUGGCUCUUUCUCUUAUCGUACGCCAUGAAUUUUAUUGUUAUUAUUCUGCAGUUUAGCCUGGAAAACAUGAAGCGAACCAAGAUCUAGGAUCUCAACUAUAAUUAUACUGAAAAUUAAAAUUAUCAAAAAA